Molecule: messenger RNA, 6773 nt
Organism: Abrus precatorius (Indian licorice)
Lineage: Eukaryota; Viridiplantae; Streptophyta; Magnoliopsida; Fabales; Fabaceae
Product: thyroid adenoma-associated protein homolog
Exons: 5
Coding region: 9-6569 (2186 amino acids)
Biological process (GO): tRNA methylation
Cellular component (GO): cytosol
Source: RefSeq, a predicted model, not a curated record
CAGCAAACAUGUCGUCGGCGAAGUGGCGCGCCCUCCAGCACCGCCACCGCUACACCUACACCGCCGUGGUCUUCCCCCCUUCCUUCCUCGACUCCCUCGGCCAACUCCUCUCCCACCCCCUCCUCUCUCCCUUCCACUCUUCCCUCCUCCACCUCACUUCCCUCUCCUCCACCUUCUCCCAACUCUCCCACACCAAACACCUCUCUUCCACCUUCUCCCUGCUCUUCUCCCUCCCCGAACCUCCCUCCCAACCUCAGCUUCGUCUCGCUUCCUCCCUUUAUCUCGAACUUCUCUUCCUCGAUAACUCCCUUCCCUUACACCGAACCCUACUCUCUUCACUCGCCAAAACCCGCGCGUUUCAUUCCACCGUCGCCGCUUCCUUCAAAACCCUCUGUCAAGACUACACGCGCAAGGGGAAGCCCUUUGCUGUGUCACGCGCCGCGCUCUCCGUUCUCGGCUUUCCCAAGCUCGGCUUCCUCGUUGACGUUGUUGAAGAUUGCGCCGUUUUGGUGGCUUGUGAUGCGGUUCACGGUUUAAACGGCGUCGUUUCGGAAACCGGUGAAUUGGCUCGUCCUUCUCCUAUUGUGAUGGAACAGAGCCAGGAGGCGUUGUCUUGUUUGUAUUACUUGCUUCAGAAGUUUCCUUCGAAGUUUGGUUCAGAGAACGGUGCGGGUUGUUCGAGUGUUAUGGAAGGGGUUGUGAUUGUCGUUUUGAGCGUUUUGAGUUCGUAUGCAUUUUCUAGGGAUUGUUUUGUGGCUGCUGGUGUGGCUUUCUGUGCGGCUCUUCAGGUUUGUCUCAGUUUGGAAGAGCUUGGGCUGGUUUUGAUUCGCGGCCUGUUUGAUUUGAAUUCGGGUGGUGAUUGUUGUGAUAGUGAGUUUAGGAAUGCAAUUCGGAAGGUUCCUUGUGAAGGGGAUGUGUAUGAAGGGAUAUGUGGUCUUUCUGUGUUGAGUAGGCUUUGUCUUAUUAGAGGGAUUCUUACUGCGGUUUCUAGAGACUUGUUGAACACUCGUUUUGGUGAUGUUAACGGCUGUGAUGUUCCAAGAGUCGGUGGAAGUAUGAGUUUUAAGACUGUGUUGUAUGAUGGGAUUUUGCCUGAGCUGUGCAAGUACUGUGAAAAUCCUGUUGAUGGCCAUUUCAAUUUUCAUGCGUUGACUGUGAUGCAAAUUUGUUUGCAGCAGAUAAAGACGUCGUUAUUGUCAAAUCUGACUGAUACGUCAGGAGGAUAUGAUCCUCUUCCUGAGGAAAUGGGAAUGCGGAUACUUAGGAUUAUUUGGAAUAACUUGGAGGAUCCAUUGAGUCAGACGGUGAAACAAGUUCACCUCAUUUUUGAUCUUUUCUUGGAUAUUCAGUCUUCUCUCUGUUGGUCAGAGGGUGGUGAGAAAAUAAACAAGUUUUUACAGAAGAUUGGGUUGGAUCUACUUUCCCUGGGGUCACGAUGUAAGGGGAGAUAUGUUCCUCUAGCGUUGCUGACCAAGAGGUUGGGAGCAAAAAAAAUGUUAGAUAUGAGGCCAGACCUGUUAUUUGAGACAAUACAGGCAUAUGUUGAUGACGAUGUCUGCUGUGCAGCCACAUCAUUUCUAAAGUGCUUCCUUGAGUAUUUGCGUGAUGAGUGCUGGGAGACUGAUGGAAUUGAAGGUGGGUACUCUCUGUACAGACGGCAUUGUCUUCCCCCAAUUCUGUAUGGGCUAGCUUCUGGAUUCUCAAAACUUCGCACUAAUUUAAAUACUUAUGCUCUUCCAGUUUUACUGGAAAUUGAUGUGGAUAGUAUAUUUCCCAUGCUUAGUUUCAUUUCAGUUGGGCCAAAUGGGGAUGAAAAUGGACUGCAUUAUCCAGAACUUGUUAAUGCAAACAUGGAGGUGAAUCUUGAACAGAGAAUUGCAAUUCUAGUUUCAUUGCUAAAAGUAUCUCGGUCACUUGCUUUGGUUGAAGGAGACAUUGAUUGGUCUGAAAAUCCUUCAGCAAAUGGAAAAGAGCCUGGUCUGGGAAUAGAAAGCCAUGCUCUUGUUUGCAUAAAGGGAAUAAAUGUUAAGAUCUGUGUUCAGUGGCUAGUAAAUGCAUUGACUCAUGUGGACGAGUCACUACGUGUAGAUGCUGCUGAGUCUCUUUUCUUAAACCCCAAGACAUCUAGUCUGCCUUCUCAUUUAGAGCUCACUCUAAUGAAGGAAGCCGUGCCUCUGAAUAUGAGAUGUUGCUCCUCAGCUUUCCAGAUGAAGUGGUGCAGCUUGUUCCGUAAGUUCUUUUCUAGGGUUCGAACAGCCCUGGAGAGACAAUUCAAGCAAGGAAGCUGGAACCCUCUCGAGAAUAAUAAAGGUAAUGAAGUGUAUCAUUCAAAAGGGAAUAGUGAAUUGACAAUUGAAAGGGCAGAUGAUCUUUUUCAUUUUAUGAGGUGGUUGAGUGGCUUUUUAUUUUUUUCAUGCUAUCCUUCUGCUCCUUACAAAAGAAAAAUAAUGGCAAUGGGUCUCAUCUUGAUUAUGAUAAAUGUGUGGUCUAUUAAGUCAUCAAGUAGUGAGGAGUUUAAUAGUUCUUUAUCAGGAAAUAAUCUCUAUCCUUACAGUAAGGGAAUGACUUCAUCUGAUUCAACUCUAUUGUUAGUUGGUUCAAUUAUUGAUAGUUGGGACAGGUUGAGAGAGAGUUCAUUUCACAUAUUACUCCAUUUUCCAACCCCACUACCUGGUAUUUCAAGUGAAGACACGCUAAAGAAGCUAAUUGCUUCAGCUAUGAAAUUAGUUUGCAGUCCACGUGUAAGGGAAAGUGAUGCUGGAGCUCUAACUUUACGGCUUAUAUUUAGAAAGUAUGUUUUGGAGCUAGGUUGGUUGAUUGAAGAUUCUUUCAAUGCUGUUCAUUUAAGCUCAAAGUCUGAAUUGGUAAAUGAAGCUUAUCAGUCUAGGAAAUUCAGGAAUCCUGUGAUACUGUAUUUGAAAUCGAUGAUUGAUUGGUUGGAUGCUGCUGUGAGAGAUGGAGAACAAGAUCUUUCUAAAGCAUGCAAGAACAGCUUUGUCCAUGGUGUCUUACUUGCUUUACGUUAUACUUUUGAGGAAUUAGAUUGGAAUUCUGUUGUCAUAUCUUCUGGCAUCUCAGAGCUGAGGUAUUUGUUGGGAAGACUUUUAGAGCUUGUAGUGAGGAUAACUUCAUUGGCACUAUGGGUGGUUUCUGCUGAUGCUUGGUGUCUGCCUGAAGACAUGGAUGAGAUGCUUGAUGAGGAUAAUCUUUUGCUGGAGAUACCUGAUCAUGAGCAUAUACCUUCAUCUGAAUAUGAGAAUAAUAAUUCAAAGCCUUCCCAUGAUGUCAGAUCAUCAGAGCAGAUUGUCAUGGUUGGUUGCUGGCUGGCUAUGAAAGAGGUGAGCCUUCUUUUGGGUACUAUUAUAAGAAAGGUACCAUUGCCAAGUAAUGCUUCUUCAGAUUUAUCUGAGUUAGAUGGGCCUUCUGUUGACACUGCUGGCUUCUCAUCAGACUCUGUGCUUGAUUUGGAACAACUUGAAACAAUUGGGAAUCACUUUUUAGAAGUCCUCUUGAAGAUGAAGCAUAAUGGUGCAAUUGAUAAGACAAGGGCUGGGUUCACUGCUCUUUGCAAUCGUUUACUUUGCUCAAAUGACCUGAAACUUCAUAGAUUGACAGAGUCCUGGAUGGAACAACUUAUGCAAAGAACUGUCGCAAAAGGACAGGUAGUGGAUGACUUGCUGAGAAGAAGUGCUGGAAUACCUGCUGCAUUUACUGCGCUGUUUCUCUCAGAGCCAGAAGGCACCCCAAAAAAGCUCCUCCCAUGGGCACUGAGAUGGCUUAUAGAUGUUGGUAAUGGGUCUAUGCUGCAUCAGAUUGAGAGCAAUAGCUUGAAUGGUGAGCCAUGCAAGUCAAAUGAUUCAACUGAAGAAAAUAAUUUUACACAGACAGCUGAAAGAAAUGCGCGACAGAUGUUGUCAAAGAUCAGAGAUGAGGGUGUCAUUCCUACAGUACAUGCAUUUAAUGUUCUAAGAGCUGCAUUCAAUGACUCUAACUUGGGUACUGAUACAUCUGGUUUCUCUGCUGAAGCUUUGAUUUUGUCUAUUCGCUCUUUUUCUUCUCCAUACUGGGAGAUCAGAAACAGUGCUUGUCUGGCUUACACUGCUUUGGUUCGUCGUAUGAUUGGAUUCCUCAAUGUUCAUAAGCGGGAAUCAGCAAGGCGAGCACUAACUGGGCUUGAGUUUUUCCAUAGGUAUCCGUCACUGCAUUCAUUUUUAUUCAAGGAACUAGAAGUCGCAACAGAGUUUCUGGGUUGUGCAUCUUCAGGAGACUUGGAAUCCAUCCGGGGAAAUAAUCUCCAUCCUAGCUUGUACCCUAUUCUAAUUCUUUUAUCUAGGCUCAGGCCUUCAUCAAUUGCUGGUGAGACAGGAGAUGAGCUAGACCCUUUCCUUUUCAUGCCAUGGAUUAGGAGGUGCUCAACCCAAAGUAAUUUAAGAGUUCGUGUUCUUGCAUCUAGAGCUCUAACAAGUCUGGUAUCAAAUGAGAAAUUGUCAUCAGUCCUUCUCAAUAUUGCAUCUGACUUGCCCUCACAUGGUUCUUACAGUAUCUCCUUCAACUUUAUUCAUGGAAUUCUCUUGCAGUUAACUUCUCUGCUAGAUGUAAAUUGUCGAAAUCUUGCUGAUAACUCUAAGAAAGACCAUAUCCUUGGUGAGCUUAUCCAAAUUCUUGUACUCCGAUCAUGGAUUGCCAAGCCUACUCAUUGCCCGUGCCCUAUCCUCAAUGAAACAUUCUUAAGAGUUCUGGAUCAGAUGCUUAAUAUUGCAAGAAGAUGCCAGAUCACCAAACAUUUCUAUUCCAUUCGCAACCUGCUUUUGGAGUUGUCAACAGAAUGCUUGGAUUUAGAAUCAUACGGCCUGCCAUAUUAUGAUCCAACUGUUGCUGAACUUCGUGAGCAAGCAGCCAUUUCCUAUUUUGGAUGUUUUUUCCAAGCAUCCAAGGAUGAGGAAGAGAUAAUCCAUUUGCCACCGAGACAUUCUCUUCCAAGUUCAGAAUCAUUGCGUGAAAAUGAAAUGGCAAAUGCAUCUGUUGGUCUUUUGGAUAGGUUGAUUCGCUGCUUAUCAGACUCAUUAUAUGAAGUUCGAUAUGCAACACUGAAGUGGUUGCUGAAGUUCCUGAAAGUGGCUGAACCUUGUGAUAAGCUCUACGAUCUUUCCAGUAAUGACAUCAGGGCUGUUCAACUCUGGGCAAAAGCUAACCUAAAUGGAACCUUGGUGAAGAUUUUGGCAUCAGAGAGGAACUACAGAUGUACAUAUUACAUUCUUAGGAUCCUUGUAGCUUGGAAUUUGCAGCAAUUUGAAAACACUAGCUGUGACAAGUGCACUGGUAAAAAUAGUUCUGUUGGUGAAAUGGACUUCAACUCUGUGUUGCAAUUUUGGAAUGAAUUGGUUUCGUUGUACAAGCAAACAAGACAUGCAAAAACCCGAGAAACCCUUGUUCACUGUCUUGGAGUAUGCAUUAAGAGAAUUACAAUGUUGUUUGCUAGUUCUAUCCUAUCCAAUGAAGGAAUGGAACUUACAGCAUGUGGUGGAAUUAAUCAGGAAAUGUUGAGUUGGUUAUUUGACUGCAUUGUUUUUUUCUGUAACAUGAUUAAACGAUGUAGUUCACCAUCUGAACCGACAAGUAUGCGUCAGGCAGCAGCUGAAUCUUUGAUAGCAUCUGGUUUGCUUGAGCAGGCUAGGCUCCUGGGCUCGGUUGUUUUGAAUAACCACAUUCCCUUCGGCAUUUCAUCUUGUUUUGUGAAAGAAGAAGCUGUGAAUUUGUAUGCUCAUCAUGUACUAGAUGCAUGGUUCACAGGCAUCAAGCUUUUGGAAGAUGAAGAUGACUUGGUUAGAUUGAGGCUUUCUUCUGAUGUUCAGAAGUGUUUUACUACAGAAAGAACUAGAAGCAACCUUACUCCUGGAUUGGUUCCAAUCCAAGUAGAUAGAGUGAUAAGAUUUUGCUUUGACCAUCUCUCUUCCAUUUUUGGUCACUGGAUCGAUUACUUCAAUUAUCUUUGUCAGUGGGUAUUAUGUGCCGAAAGCUAUGUAGCACCCCGAGGAGAUCUUGUGAGACGGGUUUUUGACAAGGAAAUUGACAAUCAUUAUGAAGAGAAGCUGUUGAUCAGCCAAAUUUGUUGCUCCAAUAUGGAAAAGCUACCUAUUUUGAAGUUCUGGGCUGACAAAGAUGAAUUCAGGAGCUAUUUACAUGGAUGGAGAAAUAGAUUUUCCCAUCAGUUGGUGUCAUAUGCUCAAGACCAUAUAGGGAAAGAGGAAGGAAAUGAGUGGAUCGGAGGCGUAGGUAACCAUAAAGAUGCAUUUUUACCCUUAUAUGCAAAUUUACUCGGUUUCUAUGCUCUUUCAAACUGCAUUUUUCUUGUAUCUGGCAACAAUGAUGCCAAACUACUUCUAUCAGAUGUAGUUGUGCUUGGAAGAGCUAUCAAUCCAUUUCUUAGAAACCCUUUAAUUUCUAACCUGUAUAAUUUAGUCCUAAAAUCACACGAGAAAAUGGCCGGUGAUGUUGCUAAUGGCAAGUUACCGGAGAUGGGAAAUUACUUUCUCUGGGAUAGUUUUCAUCCUUAUUUUCUUCUUGGCUAGAAUUUGUAUACUAUUUGUAGUUUCACUUUGGAGCCGUUUAUGGGAGGCUUAGGCAAAUUUUGGAAUUGCUAUACAAUUUUCCCCCGUGAUGAUUGUGCAGAGUAGUUGUAAACUAGAAAGUAAUUUUGUAACAGAAUACUUUGUCUUUGAGAUUUUUCUUCAGGCUAUUGGCAGUGUUUAGCAACUUAUUGUCUUGCUAGUUUC